AAACUAAAGUGAACGUAAGUGGUUAAAGUGUAUUGACUGGACUGUGGCCCGUGUCUAUGAGUGUGUCCAAAUGUCGUCAUACCUUAAAUAUAUGUUGAUAUGUUACUUAAGUUCAAUACCAGGACUUCCACCGGGAAUAAAAUUUGAAGACGCUUAUAUAAGUCUAUUACCAAUUGAUAAAACAAAAUGUCCUCGAAUUGAUAAUCGAGUAGAUAUUCGUUUUGAUGUUUAUACGAGUGAGAAUCCAACAGUGGGAUUUCGUGUACGAAUUGGAGAUGAUGAGUCACUGUUAAAGUCACGCAUGAAUUUUAAAUUACCAACGAUUAUGAUGUUUCAUGCGUUCUUUGAAGAUGCUACUUCUGUGCCAAAUGUAGUUUCCGUUCGACAAGGAUUUCUUCAAUUAGGCGGAUAUAAUUUAAUAUUUGUCCAUGCACCAAGAUUAUUAGCUGGACCAUGGUAUUUAACAGCAGUGAAAAAUACACGCGUUUUGGGACAAUAUGCAGCCGGAUUUAUUGACUAUUUAGUAUCCCGAGGUUUAAAAUUAAAACGAUUACAUUUAAUUGGAUUAAGUUUGGGCGCACAGACAGCUGGAGUUUGUGGACAUUAUAUAAAAGCAGGUCGACCAGCUCGGAUAACAGGGUUAGAUCCAGCAGGUCCAUUUUUUGGUAAAUUGCCAGCGAAUUUACGUUUAGAUGAAACAGAUGCAGAUUUUGUGGAUGUAAUACAUUCGGAUGCGGGUACAUUUGGAUAUCCAGCACCACAAGGUCAUGUUGAUUUUUGGCCAAAUGGUGGAGUAAAUCCACAACCAGGCUGUACAUAUCGUGAUGUUGCUGAACGAAAUCCAGGAAUGAUUUUCGAAAAAGUUUUCUGUAGUCACUGGAGAUCUUUACAAUUUUUUGCGGAAUCCAUAACAAAACCUUACGCUUUUCCAGCCAUACAAUGUAAAUCAUGGGCACAUUAUGAAAACCGUCAUUGUAACGAGAGUAACAUUGUUAAUAUGGGUCUAGGAACGCCACCUUGGACGAGAGGAAAUUACUUUUUAACAACAAAUCCUGAUCCACCAUUUUCUCAACAUUAAUUCAAAAUAGGAAAAUUUCUUGAAGCGCCAUUAUUUAAAAUAGUCACUACUUGAACCAACGUUAAAAGUUUGUUAUUCUUGUUUUUAUCUUAAUUUUUAUUUAAAUUGACCAAAGACUUUCUUAUCAAAUUAUUAGCUAAGUUAUUCAAUUAUCGAACUAUUA
Chrysoperla carnea is the source of this 1241-nucleotide messenger RNA. Its product is annotated as lipase member H-like. The coding region runs from base 71 to 1078 and encodes 335 amino acids. The transcript is spliced from 7 exons. Gene Ontology annotation, biological process: lipid metabolic process. Gene Ontology annotation, molecular function: lipase activity. NCBI's taxonomy places the organism in Eukaryota, Metazoa, Arthropoda, Insecta, Neuroptera, Chrysopidae. The record is from RefSeq and is a predicted model, not a curated record.